AAUUUGUUGAGUUUCGCGAAAAAAAAGUGUAAGACAUGCAGAGUUUAAUUCCAGUAAUAAAUAAACUUCAAGAUGUUUUUAACACCGUUGGCACUGAAACCAUUCAGCUGCCACAAAUUGUGGUUGUGGGUACUCAGAGUUCAGGCAAAAGUUCUGUUAUUGAGAACUUAGUCGGCCGCGAUUUUCUUCCUCGUGGAACUGGAGUCGUUACCCGGCGACCUCUUAUUCUGCAGCUCAUACAUGUUGCCAAGGAUGACAAGGAUGCCAGGAUACAGGAUGGAACAGUCAUACGUGAACCGGAAUGGGCAAAGUUCCUCCACACUAAGAACAAAAUCUACACUGACUUUGACGAAAUACGACAAGAAAUUAUUAAUGAGACGGAAAGAAUGUCUGGCACAAACAAGGGCAUCAGUCCCGACCCGAUCAGUUUGAAGGUGUUUUCUGAGAAUGUUGUCAACCUGACCCUCGUCGACCUGCCCGGGAUCACCAAGGUCCCUAUUGGGGACCAGCCCGCCGACAUUGAGCUCCAGAUCCGGGACCUCUGUUUGAAGUAUAUAUGCAACCCGAACUCUGUGAUUCUGGCCGUCUCUUCAGCUAAUACAGACUUCGCCACGUCUGAAGCCAUGAAGCUGGCCCGGGAAGUCGACCCAGAGGGUUAG
Molecule: messenger RNA, 659 nt
Organism: Gigantopelta aegis
Lineage: Eukaryota; Metazoa; Mollusca; Gastropoda; Neomphalida; Peltospiridae
Product: dynamin-1-like protein
Exons: 4
Coding region: 36-659 (207 amino acids)
Biological process (GO): mitochondrial fission
Cellular component (GO): cytoplasm; microtubule; membrane
Molecular function (GO): microtubule binding; GTPase activity; GTP binding
Source: RefSeq, a predicted model, not a curated record